GGAGGAGAGAGGAGAGGCCAGGGGGAGGAGUAGGCAGUGAUUGAUUCACCCACUGUGAGAGCUGGUCUUCUAUUUAAUGGGGAGGUCUCCCUGCACAAGAGGAGUCAGCUUUGACUCUGGGACCAGCCAGAGCAUGGCAGAGGACCAGGAACUGGGCUUUGGGGAGACAGCCAGCUUGGAAAUGCUGCCGGAGGAUGACAGCUGCAGGCCAAAGGCCAGAGCCGGGCUGGCAGCCAGGGCCAGCAGCUCAGGCUGCUUUCUCACCUGUUGCCUGGUGUCACUCCCCAUCCUGGCAGGACUCACCGCCUACCUGCUUGUUGGCCAGCUCAGAACCCAAGGAGAACCCUGUAUGUUCCAGACUCCAAAAGGACAGGAAUUUGGACCUUCCCCUCAGCGAGCUUACGCACCUCCCAGAGCUAGUGGAGAAAAGCCAAGAGCACACCUGACAGUUGUGAGACAAACGCCCACACAGUCCUUGAAUAGUCAGUUCCCAGCUCUGGAUUGGGAACAUGAACUUGGCUUGGCCUUCACCAAGAACCGGAUGAACUACACCAAUAAAUUUCUGGUGAUCCCAGAGUCUGGAGACUACUUUGUUUACUCCCAGAUCACAUUCCGAAGUAUUACAUCCAAAUGUAGUGAAAUCAGCAAAGGGAGCCGCGCGAACAAGCCAGACAUCAUCAUUGUGGUCAUCACCAAGGUAACGGAGAACUACCCCAAACCCACUCAGCUCCUAAUGGGAACCAAGACAGUGUGUGAAAUAGGUAGCAACUGGUACCAACCCAUUUAUCUAGGAGCCAUGUUCUCCUUACAAGAGGGGGACAAGCUGAUGGUGAACGUCAAUAACAUCUCUUUGGUGGACUACACAAAAGAAGAUAAAACUUUCUUUGGAGCCUUCUUGCUGUAGGGGCAAGGCAGAUGUCACUGUGUAAAGGUCCUCUCCUCCUAAUUCCCAAUUUUCAUCAUUUGUAUGUGAUUAUAACCAGGGGCUUUCUUGAAGCUUUCCAGAGACAAUGAUUUAGCUAUGAAAUGUAGGGCCCAAAAGCCCACACUUUAUAUGCCUUACUGAUGAGAAUACAAAUUGGAAAAAAGAGAGAGAAAAGCAGACAUAUUACCAUGCUUGCCUGGAAGAUUGAUGAAUUUCUGAACAUUAGAACACUCAUUACCAAAUGAAUGGAUGAUUUACUCAGAACAUCUCUACACCUUCCUACAACACAGCUGUCACCAAUGGGUUCAGUUUGAAUAUGAAGCAUUCACUUCAGUUUAGGAGCCUUGAAUAAAAUUCAAAGCCCUAGAAAACAGUGUAAACCUUUCAGAGGAGAAAUCCUUAAUCAAUUUCCCCAAAU
Messenger RNA from Pipistrellus kuhlii (Kuhl's pipistrelle), 1343 nucleotides. It is a transcript of the gene TNFSF15, whose product is annotated as TNF superfamily member 15. Gene Ontology annotation, molecular function: tumor necrosis factor receptor binding. NCBI's taxonomy places the organism in Eukaryota, Metazoa, Chordata, Mammalia, Chiroptera, Vespertilionidae. Gene Ontology annotation, cellular component: membrane. Gene Ontology annotation, biological process: immune response. The transcript is spliced from 4 exons. The record is from RefSeq and is a predicted model, not a curated record. The coding region runs from base 77 to 904 and encodes 275 amino acids.